Molecule: messenger RNA, 3607 nt
Organism: Galeopterus variegatus (Sunda flying lemur)
Lineage: Eukaryota; Metazoa; Chordata; Mammalia; Dermoptera; Cynocephalidae
Gene: CSNK1D
Product: casein kinase 1, delta
Exons: 10
Coding region: 263-1321 (352 amino acids)
Biological process (GO): peptidyl-serine phosphorylation; non-motile cilium assembly; positive regulation of proteasomal ubiquitin-dependent protein catabolic process
Cellular component (GO): nucleus; spindle microtubule; cytoplasm
Molecular function (GO): ATP binding; protein serine/threonine kinase activity
Source: RefSeq, a predicted model, not a curated record
CAGUCUGCCCAGCAGAGUCUCCCUGGGAAGGAAGUCUCAUAGGGUUCUCUCUGGACUGCUGGAGCCAGCGUUAAUUCCUUUGCAAAUAACCACACUACUGGGAAGAAUUAAAGUGUUUUCUACUUAGAAGGAACCUGUGAAGGGAGAGGAGAACUGGGUAGUACCACGUACGGACAUAGCUGCAGGAGAAGAGGUUGCCAUCAAGCUUGAAUGUGUCAAAACCAAACACCCCCAGCUCCACAUCGAGAGCAAAAUCUACAAGAUGAUGCAGGGAGGAGUGGGCAUCCCCACCAUUCGAUGGUGCGGGGCAGAGGGGGACUACAACGUCAUGGUGAUGGAGCUGUUGGGGCCGAGUCUGGAAGACCUCUUCAACUUCUGCUCGAGGAAGUUCAGCCUCAAAACUGUUCUGCUGCUUGCUGACCAAAUGAUUAGUCGUAUUGAAUACAUUCAUUCCAAGAACUUCAUCCACCGCGAUGUGAAGCCGGACAACUUCCUCAUGGGGCUGGGGAAGAAAGGCAACCUUGUGUACAUCAUCGACUUUGGGCUGGCCAAGAAGUACCGGGAUGCAAGAACCCACCAGCACAUCCCUUACCGAGAGAACAAGAACCUCACCGGGACGGCGCGGUACGCCUCCAUCAACACGCACCUCGGAAUCGAACAAUCUCGAAGAGAUGACUUGGAGUCUCUGGGUUACGUGUUAAUGUACUUCAACCUGGGCUCUCUCCCCUGGCAGGGGCUGAAGGCUGCCACCAAGAGACAGAAAUAUGAGAGAAUUAGUGAGAAGAAAAUGUCCACUCCCAUUGAAGUGUUGUGCAAAGGCUACCCGUCUGAAUUUGCCACAUACCUGAAUUUCUGCCGUUCCUUGCGUUUUGAUGAUAAACCUGACUACUCAUACCUGAGACAGCUCUUCAGGAACCUCUUCCACCGCCAGGGCUUCUCCUACGACUAUGUGUUUGACUGGAACAUGCUCAAAUUUGGUGCCAGCCGGGCUGCCGACGAUGCUGAGCGGGAACGCCGGGACCGGGAGGAGCGAUUGAGACACUCCCGGAAUCCAGCCACCCGUGGCCUCCCCUCCACGGCUUCUGGCCGCCUUCGAGGGACCCAGGAGGUGGCUCCCCCAACACCUCUCACCCCUACCUCACACACGGCUAACACCUCUCCUCGGCCCGUCUCCGGUGUGGAAAGAGAGCGGAAAGUGAGCAUGCGGCUGCACCGCGGGGCCCCGGUCAACGUCUCCUCCUCCGACCUCACGGGCCGACAAGACACCUCUCGCAUGUCCACCUCACAGAAUAGCAUUCCUUUCGAACACCACGGCAAGUAGCUGCUCGUCUCCCAUCGGAAGGCAGCACCGGAUUCCCGGUCGGGUGGCUUCCAGUGGUCUUCAGUCUGUCGUGCACCGAUGAGAACUCUCCUUUUGCUGUGAAGGGCAGACAAUGCAUGGCUGAUCUACUCUGUUACCAAUGGCUUUACUAGUGACGCGCCCCCCGGUCUAGACCCAAAACGUUAACACCGGGAGCUCUCCAGGCCACUCACCCAGCGACGCUCAUGGGGGAAACAAAAUACAAAUACACGGACAGACUCCAAGAGCUGCCAUCGCCGGGGCUGCCGCCGAGCCCCACGUGGACUCAGUUAAAUGGGGCUGGGAAGAAGAGCAGGCGAGAGACGGCUGCAGAGGCAGCCCCUCCAGGAGCCCGCAGCCUCCAGUGCUGGUGAGCCUGUGCUCCCGAGGAUCCCACUCUACCCACCAGUCUCCUACUUGGUUAAGACAGUUUUAUAUCAUUUUGCUAAAAAUUAUUGGCUUAAAUCUGUGUAAAGAAAUCUGUCUUUUUAUUGUUUCUUUCUUGUCUGUUUUUGCUGUCUUCAGAAAAGGUGUUGACUUUAAAGAAUCCUGAAACAAAGACACUGGCUUGGAGUUGCUGUGUAAAAAGGAGUCAGGCAGGGAGAGGGCACACAUGAAUUUCACAGAUGUGUUUUGUCUGAUCUCGCUUUGUUGUGUUGUCUACCUAAGAGAGGAUGCUUCUCAUCAGAAGUUCUAUUACAUGUAUGUGUGUGUCUGUGGUGGCGGGAGACCCAGGAGCCAGCUUUUGGCAUCUCGCUCUCCCUUCCGCACUGUCAGCUGAAAUGCCUGUCGCUGGGAGCUCACAGCAACCAUUGGAGCAGUCAGCGCAGGCUGCUACAGAGCAAGGGCACAGCAGGUGUUUCCAGGCACAGCCACGUGCUGUUCUCCCCAGAGGAGGCCUUCCAGAAGGAAGGGGGGACUGAAGAACUUGGAAGCAGAGGCUUUGCGACCCCAGCAGGACAGUCGGGAGUCGCAAGAUUAGAAGUGGAGCGUGCACUUCUUGUUCCCGGGGAAGGACUGAGUCGAGAGCCGCUGGGGUCAUUCUCUGGGGGUCGUGUAUGAAAACUUUGGUGGUGUUUGCUGCCUCAAUGCCUUUGAGUUUGGGAAAUUUUCUAAACAGAUUGUAAAUGUUACCAUGCGGAUUGGCACUUAAUGUGUUGACGCUUGUGUGCUCAAAGCCAAGGAGUGGGGCUGUCCUCGCUAGAUGCCAUGGUUUGCCCACCCUGAAGUGCCAGGAAUCAUGUAGCUCUCCCAGCCUGAGCCUGGAACCUUCACAUCAGAGAAGCAUAUGAUCCUGCAUGACCUGAGCAGAAGGAAAGAAACGGGGUGGAGCUAAGUCACAAGAAAGGAAGGAGUCUCCAGGAGCUUGUCCUGUCCUUUAGGGGCUCCCAGGCUGCUGUGCUCUUGGUAGUUUUCUAAGAUGCUCUUUCUUAAACCUUUAAUUUUGCAGCAGUCAGAUAUUACUACCGAAGUAGUAAUAGCCAGUGGACGUGAGCUCUCCUGUCUCGGGAAACGAGGUGCAAUAUACGUCCAUAGGUACUCACGCAUUUCUUCCUGUCGCUGUGGAGUGUUCAGUUUGGAAGCAGCUGCUCCUUGGAAGCUGGGGACCUAAAGGUGUCCACCUUGGCUUUUUUUCCCUUCCUUCCCCCAAACUGCCCUAGCACAGAGAUCCUGGCUCUAGGACGCUGUAAUUGGUGUGCGCUGGCAUCCCAGCCAGCCAGCUAUCUGUCCAAGCCCGUAGGUGCUUCUUUCUGAAUCCUGAGCUGUUUACUUUGUGAGCAUUUUGGGUUGUGGGGCCUUGACUGGGUGGGCUGUGUGUGGGAGUGCAGAGGCGGGUGGGGCGGGGCAGGUGAAUCUGAGGUCUCCGUUGCUGCUGAGCACCCUUGUCAGAGGUGAGCUUUCCUCUCUCGGGGAGGUGUCAGCAGCUGCAGGCCUGCAGUGGCGUGCGGCUUCUUUAUAAGUACCCGUGGUCCCAAGGCAGUGCCAGGAGGGUGCAAGGCAGCUUUCUGAUGUCUGCACCCAGGUGCCAGCCUGGAGUUGCUGGCUGCGUUUGAAGUGGACUUAGAUCCCAAGUCCUCGAGGGCCUGUGGUUGUAACAGUUCUUGCCCGAUACUUACUCCCCUCAUUACUUGCAGGAAACGUAGUUAGACUGUCUGUAUCAACCUGUGCAUUGGAGGCCAGCCUCUGAGCUGCGUGUUUGUACUGCCACUGUGUUUGUGUACUUCAACAAUUGUGUAAAUAAUAAAUUCAUGAUGACUUCUGCCUUUC